Parasteatoda tepidariorum (common house spider) is the source of this 1742-nucleotide messenger RNA. Its product is annotated as sialin. Lineage: Eukaryota; Metazoa; Arthropoda; Arachnida; Araneae; Theridiidae. Gene Ontology annotation, biological process: monoatomic anion transport; transmembrane transport. The record is from RefSeq and is a predicted model, not a curated record. Gene Ontology annotation, molecular function: transmembrane transporter activity. Gene Ontology annotation, cellular component: membrane.
UCUGCGGAAAUCUGGACUUGAUGGUUUUCCCGAUAAGAAUUUAUUUUUAACGUAGAUUAAUCUUAUGUAAUCUCAGUAAUCAUAAACAAUCCUAUGCUUUUUUUUCCUUAUAUUUGUCUUGUUUUUCGUUUUUGUUUACGUAAGUGUCAGAACGUUCCUUAGUUCGACGAUUUCGUGCUCUAGCCCAAGAAAUAUGCUCUCCAUGUUUAUCGACUUUUAUUCAUGAAAAUGAACGCUAAAAAGUAUGGUAUGCCAGGAAUGCGUUAUGUGUUCUCCUUAGUCGCAUUCUUAGGUUGUUUUGUCAACUUAUCCCUGAGAGUAAACAUCAAUGUCGCCAUAGUUGCCAUGGUGAACAACUCUGCUGUUUAUAGCACUCACGAGAACGUUACGUCACAUGAAUGCAGUGAACAUCCUGAGUUUUUUAGUAACAGCAGUUUCUUAAAGAUUCAGCCAAGGGAAGGAGAAUUUGCUUGGACGCCUCAAAUACAAGGACAUGUGUUAGGUGCUUUCUAUUACGGUUACAGUGUCAUGCAAGUUCCAGCUGGAAGACUGUCAGAGAUUUACAGUGCUAAAUGGGUUUUCGGCUUAGGAACUAUAGCAUCAGCCCUGUUGUCCCUCUUGACCCCAGUAGUCGCUCGUUUUGAUGUAAUUGCACUUAUCGCUAUCAGAGCCCUGCAGGGAGUGGCACAGGGAGUGGUGUUCCCCUCCAUUCAUUCCAUGCUUGGACGUUGGUUGCCGGACACAGAAAAGAGCUUCCUGUCAUCCGCCAUUUACUGUGGCAUCAAUCUGGGCAGCGUUGCAGGAAUGGCUACUGCGGGUGUUUUAUGCAAAUCUGACUUCCUCGGGGGCUGGCCAUCAUCAUUUUACGUAACUGGUCUGGCUGCUUGUCUUUGGUUCAUUCUGUGGUCGGCCUUAGUCACCGAUACUCCUCAUACACAUCCGUGCAUUACAAGUAAGGAGUCAGAAUACAUCGCAUCAAAUCAAAAAAUUUCACAAAACGUAAAGUUACCUCCAUUCCCAUGGAGUAAAGUCCUGACUUCAAUUCCAUUCUGGGCUCUUACGAUCAACCAGAUUGGGAUGGAUUGGAGUUUCUAUACUCUUCUCAAUGACUUGCCGACAUUUUUUGCCACAAUAUUGCACUUUGAUAUUGAAAAGAAUGGCUACUUGUCAUCGAUGCCAUAUUUUCUAGAGACCGGUUUUGUCCUUGUCCUCGGUUUUGUGUGUGAUUUAGUGGUCAGAAAAGGAUAUGCGACCCUUAACUUCACACGAAAAUUUUGUGCUGGGCUGGCCGGAUUUGUUCCUGCUCUUUUAUUUGUGGGAGUUGGCUUAGCUGGCUGCAACGUCACUCUGUGCGUUGCUUUCUUGAUGCUGGCAGUCAUAUUUGGAAGUUUCUGCAGUUGUGGAUACAUGCUUACACACCUGGACAUGUCUCCUGAAUACGCAGGUACUUUGAUGGGACUGACUAAUGGGAUAUCCAGUGUUACAGGCUUCAUAACACCCAUUGUAGUUGGAGCUUUAACGGAAAACAAACAAACUCUGGCACAGUGGUACAUCGUUUUUGGAAUAACAGUUAUCAUAUUAGUCAUCUCAACCACAAUAUUCAUAUUAUUUGCCACCACAGAGAAACAAGACUGGGCUUUGAGAGAAGACGACAUGCCAAUUUUGCAAGAAUCUAUUCGCUUAUCGCAUCAGGACAACUACGAAUCGUUGAAACAUAAAUAAAAGGCAGUAUUACAACGGAA